CUGUUUACCCAAUACCUCCACAUAUGUGUUUAUUUUAUGCUGACGUGUAUUAAAGUAAAGUAAACGUAGCUGUCAUUCGUUGUAAGAUACGACCUUCGGGUAUUUCCGUAAUUGGUCGGCAAACGUUGAGGCGCACAGUCUCCUGCCUUUCUUUAAAAUGAAAGGUCUUUCCAAUUUUAUCUUUGCUGUCAUCAUUUUUGCUGUUGUGAUAAUUAAUAUUGAAUCAGCACCAGUUGAUCCCAAAAAAUCAACUGAGAAACCUUCAGAUGCAAAUGGAGUUGGAGAUGCAGCAGGUGAAACUGGAUUAGAAUACAAUCGAUAUCUCCAGGAAGUAGUGCAACUACUGGAAAGUGACCCUGACUUCAGACAAAAACUAGAAAAAUCUGAUCCUGAAGAUAUUAGGACAGGGAAAGUUGCCAAAGAGUUGGAGUAUGUGAAUCAUCAUGUAAGAAAUAAGUUGGAUGAAUUAAAGAGGCAAGAAAUGGAAAGAUUAAGACAUCUUGCAAUGGAAGAAUAUGAAAGGUCCAGAGGACUUGGAAUCCCUCAUGAUGGCAGGCUGAAAAUUCCAGGCCAUUUAGAUCAUAAAAGUCCUUCUUUUGAGUCUGAAGAUUUGAGAAAGCUUAUUGUCCAGACCUCAAAGGAUUUGGAAGAAGUUGACAAACAGAGGAAGGAGGAAUUUAAAGAAUAUGAAAUGCAGAAGGAGUUUGAACAUCAGAACAAACUGAAGGGUCUUGAUGAAGAGAAAAGAAAAACAGAAGAAAAGGCAUGGGAAGAAGCACAAGCAAAACAUAAACAGCAUCCCAAAAUGCAUCAUCCGGGUAGCAAACAACAAUUAGAAGAAGUGUGGGAAGAACAAGACCAUCUUUCACCUGACAGCUUUAACCCCAAAACUUUCUUUGCUUUGCAUGAUUUGGAUGGCAACGGUUAUUGGGAUCCUGAUGAAGUCAAAGCUCUUUUUAGCAAAGAAUUGGACAAAGCUUAUGAUCCCAAUGCUCCGGAAGACGAUAUGGCUGAACGCUACGAAGAAAUGGAAAGGAUGCGCGAACAUGUCUUCAAUGAAACAGAUACUAACCGAGACUACCUAAUUUCAUUUCCCGAGUUUUUAGAGCAGACUCGAAAACAGGAAUUUGAGCGUGAUCCUGGUUGGAACACGAUUGACGAGCAGCCAGUGUACAGCCAGCAAGAAUACAUGGAUUUUGAACAUCAACGGCAAAUGGAAAUCCAACGACUGAUUGACCAAGGAAUGCUACCUCCACAUCCUGGUAUGAUGCCAAACCAUCCCGGAAUGCCCAACGUGCCUUAUGGUGUAGCACCUGGUCAGUAUGCUGGUCAGCAACCUUACUAUCCUUCUCCUGUUGCUCAGGGGAAACCGAUAACUCCUGAAGAGGCGAUUAGAAUGCAACAACAGCAGUAUGCACAACAACCUCAGUUUGCUCCGCAGCAACAAUAUUAUGGACAACCACAGUUCGCUCAGCAACAGCAAUAUGCUGGUCACCCACAACAACAGUUUGCUGCUAACCCACAAUAUGCUGCUCAGCCGCAACAGCCUCAAUUCGCUCAGCCUGGACAGCAGAGUUUCCAGCAACCGGCUCAGCAACAACAACAGAAUUUCCAACAAGCAUCUCAGCAACAACAACCGAUUCAACAAGUACCACAACAACAGCAAAUCCCUGCUCAGCAGCAACCUCUUGUCCAACCGCAGGUUCCAGUCCAACAGCAGGCCCCAAUUCAAUCGCAACCGGUUGCACCCCCGCCUGCCCAACAGCAAAUACCAGCUGCAAAAACUGUUUGAUGACAUAAAUUAAUUGCAUUUCAAUUAUCAAACAAAUUGCUUGUCUUAUAAUAUUUUACGAAUCGACGAAAAUACAAUUAUUAAAACAAA
This is a messenger RNA of Daphnia pulicaria, 1882 nucleotides long. RefSeq names its product nucleobindin-2-like (gene NUCB1). Gene Ontology annotation, cellular component: extracellular exosome; endoplasmic reticulum-Golgi intermediate compartment. The coding region runs from base 158 to 1792 and encodes 544 amino acids. Lineage: Eukaryota; Metazoa; Arthropoda; Branchiopoda; Diplostraca; Daphniidae. The transcript is spliced from 8 exons. The record is from RefSeq and is a predicted model, not a curated record. Gene Ontology annotation, molecular function: calcium ion binding.